This is a messenger RNA of Eruca vesicaria subsp. sativa (arugula), 312 nucleotides long. The record is from the annotation of a GenBank genome assembly. Lineage: Eukaryota; Viridiplantae; Streptophyta; Magnoliopsida; Brassicales; Brassicaceae.
AUGAAUCCUUUGAAGGUCUUGUUCAUCGUUGUGGCCAUCUCGGUGGUCUUAUGUCCAACACUACUCCAAUCUCGACAAAUAAAAUGUGAUCGGUUGGGUGAGAACUGCAUCAAGGAUGGAGCAGAAGAGACCAUGAAGAUGAGGUCAGCUUUGGAUGUGAGCCGUAGGAUUCUCAAAGCCACACGAUAUAUAAACUAUGAUGCAUUGAAGCACGACGUACCAGCUAAACAACAUGGUCAACAGGACCGGCCAGAUAACAAAUACCGGCGAGGUUGUACUCUGGCUACCGGAUGUUUACGGCUUACAAAUUAA